CCAGCGCCGUGGGGAGGGGGGGGCGAGGCCACGCCCCCUCCCCGGUCAGGCCACGCCCCUUCGCCGCCGUGCGCGCCGCGGGGUGGUCCCGCGGGCCCCAUGUCACGUGACCCCUCGACCCCAGCGCGGGGGAGGCGGCGACCCCCGAGCCGCAGCACGGAGACCACGCGGGGGCCGGGGGGUUCCCUUGGGUAGCUCCCCCUCCUUCUCGCUUAAGGCCUCGGCGUGAUCGCCGCCGCAAUUUCUCCGUGUCCUGCUGACCCCCCCGCGCCAGAUAUGCUGGCGAAGCCCUGCCGUCUCUCGAGGGGUCCUGGAUGGCUCUGUCUGUCCCCCGGAGCGGGAUGAGGUGCGGGAAACCGCCGGAGUCCCACGCCUGGAGCCGGGUGGGCGCGUGGCCCUGUGUUGGCGGCUCCCCAGGGAGGAGAAAACCUUGCCAGGUUCAUGUGAGAGAUGGCGAAUGCCGAGGUGAGCGUCCCUGUGGGUGAUGUGGUGGUUGUACCAAGUGACGGGAAUGAAGGGGAGAACCCAGAGGAUACCAAAACCCAAGUGAUCUUGCAGCUCCAGCCGGUGCAGCAAGGGAUUUACCAAGAGGGCUCCGAGGCCAGUGCCGCUGUGGUGGCCGUGGAAACCCACACCAUCCACAAGCUGGAAGAAGGGAUUGACCCCAGCACCCUUGAAACAAGUGAGGAAAUCGAGAUCGCCUAUCCCAUCACCUGUGGGGAGAGCAAAGCCAUCCUUCUCUGGAAGAAGUUUGUUUGUCCAGGAAUUAAUGUCAAGUGUGUGAAGUUCAAUGACCAACUGAUUAGCCCGAAGCACUUUGUUCACCUGGCUGGGAAGUCUACCCUGAAGGAUUGGAAGAGAGCCAUUCGCCUUGGAGGAAUCAUGCUAAGGAAGAUGAUGGAUUCAGGGCAGAUUGACUUCUACCAACACGACAAAGUUUGCACCAACACCUGUCGAAGCACCAAGUUUGAUCUCCUGAUCAGCAGUGCCAGAGCACCAGUGCCAGGGCAGCAGAGUGUGGUGCAGACGCCAACCUCAGCUGAUGGGAGCAUCACCCAGAUUGCGCUGUCGGAGGAGAGUAUGGAGGAGGGGAUAGAGUGGAACUCGGCUCUGACAGCUGCUGUCACCAUGGCCACUGAGGAAGGUAUGAAAAAGGACACGGAUGAGAUUUCAGAGGACACACUGAUGUUCUGGAAAGGAAUAGCUGAUGUGGGGCUGAUGGAAGAGGUGGUGUGCAACAUCCAAAAGGAAAUAGAAGAAGUCCUAAGAGGUGUGCAGCAGCGGUUGGGUCAGUCUCCCUUCCUGAUGACAGAUGCUGCAGUCCUGAACAAUGUCGCCCAUACAUUUGGCUUAAUGGACACAGUCAAGAAGGUACUGGACAACAGGAAAAACCAGACAGAGCAAGGAGAGGAACAGUUUCUUUACACACUGGCAGACCUGGAGCGGCAGCUGGAAGAACAGAAGAAACUUGCCAGGGACCAGAAGUCCAAGUCCCAAACCAUCCAGAAUGUGGUGCUCAUGCCCAUGAGCACUCCCAAGCCUCCCAAGAGACCCCGUCUGCAGCGCCCAGCCUCAGCUACCAUCCUCAGCCCCUCCACCCCCAUCCAGCAGCCUCAGUUCACUGUCAUCUCCCCCAUCGCCAUCGCGCCCGUUGGACAACAGUUCUCUGUGGGCAACAUCCCAGUGGCAACCCUCAGCCAAGGCUCCAGCCCGGUGACUGUUCAUACCUUGCCAUCUGGCUCCCAGCUCUUCCGAUAUGCCACCGUGGUUUCAUCCUCCAAGACCAGCUCCUCGGACACCGUCACCCUGCACCCGUCCUCCAGCCUGGCACUGCUGAGCUCAGCAGCCAUGCAGGACACCGGGGCCCUGGCCAACGUGGCGACCAUGGUCAACCCCGUCGAACUGGUGGCCAUGGAGUCUGGCAUCACUUCCACCAUCCAAGCUGUGGAAGGUACCUCGGACGAUGGGCAGACCAUCAUAGAGAUCGACCCGGCGCCGGAUCCUGAGGCGGACACAGACGAAUCAGAGGGCAAAGCUGUGAUCCUGGAGACAGAGCUGAGGACUGAAGAGAAAGUGGUGGGAGAUGUGGAAGACCAUCAGCACCAGGUCCAUAAUGUGGAGAUUGUGGUCUUGGAAGACUAGUGGGGAAGGCAGGCAUCAGUGAGGGGAAGAGUUGGGAAUUCGUUUUAUUUCAGGCUUUUUUGUUAAGCAUCUUUUCCAGCCACCCCAUUUGUUACCAUGGAUAUUUUCAUUGUGCUGUAUAUUUUUUAUAUAUAUGUAUAUGUAAAGUUUUUUUUUUUUUUUUUCUUCAAACAAAGCUGGAGAAACAUGUGAGACAUGGAUAAGGCUCCAUCUCUGUGGAGCACUGAACAAUACCACCUGUGGCAGGGUCAAGGAGAGACUGGAUCUCUGCUGGACAACCCAGCCAGGAGGAACUAGCCAUGCCUCGGUGCUUCUGCUCCAGGGCUGCCCUGGCCCGGAGACUUUAUUUGAGAGACAAUAACACUUGAGUGUGGAUGUGGCUGUGAGAAGGGGUGACAGAUUUGGGGUGGAACAGGUACUUCAUUUGUAUUUUUAUUUUCCCCAGGGAAAGGGAAUUCUGUCGGACCCUUCACUGUCACCUCAAAUGGAAUUUUUCAUUAUUUUUCUUGAUUUGAGGAGGCUGACAGUACAAUGAAUUUACUGUCCAUGUUCUCCUCCUCCACACAAAUUGUUUUUAUAUCUCUAUUUUUUUGUAUUUGUUUGCUCUCUCCCUUCCCUUGUCCAGAUUUCCCAGCUGCAAAGCCCUGGGACCUUCUCUCAGGGUCCCUGUAUCCCAAUCCCUCCUCUUCCCAUGGCACUUUUCCCUCAUCCCUUUCCCUGCCUGGCAAGGCUCGGUGCUGCAAACACCACUUGAAGACUCCGAGAUCACUUCAGCCUUUUGUAUAAGGCAAAAAAUAUCAACUCAAGCUCAAACCCAGAUCCUCCCCCUUGGCUGCUCAGCACUGCAGGGACCUUUAAGGGUGUACAAAGCAUGUUGUGCUGUUGCUUUCUGGGAGAGCCAGAUUUCGGAUCAGGACAGCUUCUGUUUACGCUGUGUGCUGAGGCUGCUCCGUGCUUGUCGCUUCUUGUUUGGUGGUUUUAUUUUUGUAUUAUUUUUUCUUCUUUCUUCCUAUAAUCUCUUGACAGGGUUAGAAUUGGGACAUUGCUGAAAUAUGGUGCACCCCUCUGUUUUCCCACUUUCUCUCUUUUUUUUCGGUGGUUGGAGAUCCAUUUGGGCUUUGCCACACUGGGAAAAUGGAGGGGGAAAGCACCGGGUGACCUCAGAGGUGCGGAGGUUUGGGAGGGUGGGAGCUGCUUGGCUGGAAAUAAUUAAGCAAA
Messenger RNA from Pyrgilauda ruficollis (rufous-necked snowfinch), 3360 nucleotides. RefSeq names its product glucocorticoid modulatory element binding protein 1 (gene GMEB1). Gene Ontology annotation, biological process: positive regulation of transcription by RNA polymerase II. NCBI's taxonomy places the organism in Eukaryota, Metazoa, Chordata, Aves, Passeriformes, Passeridae. The record is from RefSeq and is a predicted model, not a curated record. Gene Ontology annotation, molecular function: RNA polymerase II cis-regulatory region sequence-specific DNA binding; DNA-binding transcription activator activity, RNA polymerase II-specific. Bases 451 to 2142 code for a protein of 563 amino acids. Gene Ontology annotation, cellular component: nucleus. The transcript has 10 exons.